AUGGCUAGAAACCAGAAGAAACAAGAACAGGAAUCUGUUCCUGAAACCCCAGCUACCACUUCAUCUGCUGCUGAACAAGCUGCUGGACAAACUAUUGAUCAAGGUCCUGAAGCCCAAAUGUUUGUUACUGCUGACCAAUUUGCGGAAUUUCGUCAACAAGUGAUGGAAAUGUUCAAACAGCAAAGCGAAACUAUCACUAACCAAAUCUAUAAGGUUAUCAAUGAGACCAAUGCUGCUCAAGCUGAAGCUAUUGCCGUCAACCGUGAGAGAGAAAACGUUUUGGAUGAACAAGCCAAACGUAUUGUCGAGGGAGCCCAGGAAAAAUUCGACCAUGUUGAUGAGCAUGUUGACGCUCAAGCUGAAUUUAUUCAAGCCACUGCUCAAAAGGUUGAUGAAUUGGCUGCCAAAAUGGAGAAACAACGUUCCAAUCCAACCUUUGGUCAUGAUAAUGAUGCUCCUCCAGGUCAAUGGAAUGUUCCUCCAACUGCUGACCAUGCUUUUGGCCCACCGCCAUCUCAGGCUUAUGGUGCACCUCCUAAUGAGUUUGGUUUUGAACCUUAUGAGGACGAACCUUCCCCAGUCUCCCCACGUGAAAUUGCUGCCCAAAUUCGGAGGGUUAUGCCAACGUUCAUGGUCCAAGCUUUUCCCCCUCUGCCACCUGAAGCCGAAUUUAUUGAAGAAGUCGCCAUGCUUCGUUUACACGAGCUUGUCGUUAAAGGGAAGAGUGUGGAUAAGCAUAACGAUGCUAAAACUCAAAAAAUGGCUUAUCAAAAAAUGAUGAGUGCUCCAUUUGGUAUUCCAGCUAAUUUUCAAAAAGGCCAAUGGGUAUAUCGUAGACGAAAGAAACUGGCCAAGAAUCAAUAUAAUUUCGAUGGUCCUUUCCUUAUUGAAGAAGUUCGAAAUAACAAUAGCUAUAUCAUUUCUCGAAACGGAAAAAGGGAAAAGGGAACUUAUCACCAUGACAUGUUAAAACCUGCUUUUGCUCUUGAAGAUUCUCCAAUCACGGCCUUAUCAAACUUUCAAAAAUCCAUGCAAGAAAUCGAACAUCGUGUAUUAGGUAAAAUGUUCGAUGAGAUUAAGGUACGGGUAAUAAUGUUGUCGGAUAUUAUGAAGAAUAGAAAACCCGUAAAAAUUGACGCUGUGAUGACACAUCCUCAAUUUUAUGAGAGAGAGAGAGUGAUGUUGUAA
Messenger RNA from Candida dubliniensis CD36, 1188 nucleotides. RefSeq names its product putative transposon polyprotein (fragment). The record is from RefSeq and is a predicted model, not a curated record. Bases 1 to 1188 code for a protein of 395 amino acids. The transcript has a single exon. NCBI's taxonomy places the organism in Eukaryota, Fungi, Ascomycota, Pichiomycetes, Serinales, Debaryomycetaceae.